CCUUCUUGGCAUGCAGUUUAGUUACACUAUUUACUAUUGAUCAUACACAUAUGGCUUCCAGAGAGGUUCAUCCAAUCGCCAUAGAAAUGGAUUCUGGAGAAAAGCGUCUCAAUGAGCUUGGAUACAAGCAAGAACUCAGAAGAGAAAUGAGUUUGUUUAAGACAUUCGCAAUAACUUUCUCGACCAUGGCAUUUUUUGUUGGAACUCCACUGUACGGCCCUAGCCUACUUUAUGCUGGCCCUGCAAGCUUGAUAUGGGGUUAUGUUGCUGUUACAUUCUUCACCUGGUUUGUUGGGUGCGCCAUGGCUGAGAUAUGCUCCUCGUUUCCAACUACUGGCUCCCUUUAUUUUUGGGCUGCCCAUUUGGCUGGACCCCGGUGGGGGCCAUUUGCAUCCUGGUGCUGUGCUUGGCUAGAAAUCAUUGGUCUCGUUUCUGGAAUUGGCAUACAAGCAUACUCAGGAGCACAAGCAUUGCAGAUGAUAAUUCUUUUGUCCACUGGGACAAACAAGGGUGGAGGCUACUUUGCCCCACAGAGUGUAUUUUUGUUGAUAUAUAUUUGCCUAACCAUCAUAUGGGCAGUGCUCAACUCCUUUGCAUUACAAGUCGUAGCAUUCCUCAACAUAAUUUCUGUAUGGUGGCAGGUGAUCGGCGGACUCAUAGUAAUUAUAGGUCUUCCUCUGAUAGCAAGCCCGACGCAAUCAGCAUCCUAUGUGUUCACUCACUUUGAAACAUCUCCCGAGUCAACUGGCAUACACAGUAAACCUUAUGCAGUAAUUCUGUCAGUACUUCUAAGCCAAUACUGUUUGUAUGGCUACGACACUGCAGCCCAUCUAACUGAGGAAACGAAAGGCGCAGACAGAACUGGUCCGCUGGCAAUUCUUUCCAGUAUAGGAAUCAUUUCAGCCUUUGGAUGGGCUUAUCUUUUAGCUCUUACUUUCAGCAUCCAGGAUCCAGCAUAUUUAUAUGACCCAAACAAUGAGACAGCCGGUGCACUCGUGCCAGCACAGAUAAUUUAUGAUGCAUUUUAUCGAAGGUAUCACAGUGGCACUGGAGCCAUCAUUUUCCUCUGCAUCAUUUGGGGAACCUUCUUUUUUUGUGGACUCGCAGUCGUAACUAGUGCUGCCAGAGUGGUUUAUGCUCUGUCAAGGGAUGGGGGAGUUCCAUUUUCACGUAUCUGGAUAAAAAUACAUCCAAAGCACAAGGUUCCAAUAAAUGCAGUGUGGUUGUGUGCUGUCAUUACCAUUAUCAUGGGACUUCCCAUCUUGAAACUCAAUGUGGUUUACACCGCCAUCAUUUCAAUUAGCACCAUUGGAUGGGUGGGGGGCUAUGCUGUCCCAAUUUUCGCAAGGCUGGUAAUGGAUGAGAAGAAAUUUAAGCCAGGUCCCUUCUAUUUGGGUAGAGCAAGCAGGCCAGUUUGCUUGAUAGCUUUCCUGUAUAUAUGUUAUACAUGCUCUGUCUUCUUAUUGCCAACUUUUUAUCCUCUCAAAUGGGAUACUUUCAACUAUGCACCUGUAGCCGUUUCUGCAGCAUUGACACUGAUAAUGCUCUGGUGGGUCUUGGAUGCAAGGAAAUGGUUCAAGGGACCAGUAAAGAAUAUUGACGUUUAGAAUUGUUCUAUCUUUGUCUCUUCAAAGCAUAUAAAGACAAAGAAAAAACAAGAAAGUUGUAAUAAAAGAGAAGCAUAUUCAUCAUCUUAAAUAACUUUCUUACAAUUAGUUUGCUCUUUGCAAUAUAUGUUGAAUAGAGCAAUAAAAGUGAGCUUUAUACUCAGCUGCAUGUACAUAUGAUUUGUGUCAAGACUCGAGAUGUAGAAGUUGCAGGAUAGGAAGAAGACUCAAGAUCUAACUCGAUCAGAGACAAAUGUAAUGUCAGCUUAACAUCAUUCAUGCUGCCUUUUUUGUGUUGUUUGGGUUACCUUCUCCUAGCCUUUUUGUACAUGGACGGAUCUGAAAGCAGAGACUUUUGUAACCGGUGUUUGUUCCUUGUCAAUAGAUCUCGUUCGGUUUUUGGCAAUGCUUCCCCCUGCGACAACUACUUAACAGUGGCAAUUGCCUGUACUGUAUAUAUAGGGCUUUUAAUGAAGUCAUUUUGUCCUUGUAUAACGCUUCAUGUGGCCCAUAGA
Corylus avellana is the source of this 2122-nucleotide messenger RNA. Its product is annotated as amino-acid permease BAT1 homolog. Gene Ontology annotation, molecular function: transmembrane transporter activity. Gene Ontology annotation, cellular component: membrane. Gene Ontology annotation, biological process: amino acid transport; transmembrane transport. NCBI's taxonomy places the organism in Eukaryota, Viridiplantae, Streptophyta, Magnoliopsida, Fagales, Betulaceae. The record is from RefSeq and is a predicted model, not a curated record.